Carya illinoinensis is the source of this 1502-nucleotide messenger RNA. Its product is annotated as protochlorophyllide reductase, chloroplastic. The record is from RefSeq and is a predicted model, not a curated record. Lineage: Eukaryota; Viridiplantae; Streptophyta; Magnoliopsida; Fagales; Juglandaceae. The transcript is spliced from 5 exons. Gene Ontology annotation, molecular function: protochlorophyllide reductase activity. The coding region runs from base 125 to 1321 and encodes 398 amino acids.
UAUAAAUACUACUUGAAUUCCUUUCCGAAUGCAUAUGCUCAGCUCCAUUUUCGUCAUCCCAAGCUCUGCUCCGAACUCGUAACAAAGGAUUUGAAAACCCAAUUCAAAGCUGUUGAAACUGCCAAUGGCUCUCCAGGCUUCCUUUCUGGUUUCCUCUUCCUUCUCCAUCCCAAAAGAGGGCAAGUGCAGUGCAUCCUCCAAGGAUUCGAGUCUAUUUGGAGUUUCACUCUCAGAGCUUGUCAAAGCUGACUUCAGCUCUUCUGCAUUAAGGUGUCAGAGGGAAUUUAAGCAAAGAGUCGGGACGGUUCGUGCUCAGACAGUGACUACAACUCCAGCAGUCAAUAAGACUACACCAGAGGGGAAGAAAACUCUCAGAAAGGGCAGUGUUGUGAUUACUGGUGCCUCCUCUGGAUUGGGUCUGGCCACGGCCAAGGCUCUGGCUGAAACUGGAAAAUGGCACGUAAUUAUGGCAUGUAGGGAUUUUCUGAAGGCCGAAAGAGCUGCUAAAUCAGCUGGCAUUGCCAAGGAAAAUUAUACCAUAAUGCACUUAGACCUUGCCUCACUUGACAGUGUCCGUCAAUUUGUAGAUAACUUCCGGAGGUCCGGCCGGCCACUUGAUGUGUUAGUCUGCAAUGCAGCCGUUUAUUUGCCAACUGCUAAGGAGCCUACAUAUACUGCUGAAGGGUUUGAGCUUAGUGUUGGCACUAACCACCUUGGUCACUUCCUUCUCUCACGGUUACUGCUUGAGGACCUGAACAAAUCUGACUACCCAUCAAAGCGUCUCAUCAUUGUGGGCUCAAUUACUGGGAACACAAAUACCUUGGCUGGAAAUGUACCUCCUAAGGCCAACCUCGGGGAUAUGAGGGGACUUGCAGGGGGCUUAACUGGGCUAAACACUUCGGCCAUGAUUGAUGGUGGAGACUUUGAUGGUGCCAAGGCCUACAAGGACAGCAAAGUCUGCAACAUGCUCACCAUGCAAGAGUUCCACAGGCGCUACCACGAGGAUACAGGCAUAACAUUUGCUUCCCUUUACCCGGGUUGCAUUGCCACAACAGGCUUGUUUAGGGAGCACAUUCCCUUGUUCAGGCUCCUCUUCCCACCAUUCCAGAAAUAUAUCACCAAGGGCUUUGUCUCUGAAGAAGAAUCUGGGAAAAGACUCGCUCAGGUUGUGAGCGAUCCGAGCUUAACAAAGUCUGGUGUUUACUGGAGCUGGAACAAGGAUUCUGCUUCAUUUGAGAACCAGUUAUCUCAAGAAGCUAGCAAUGCAGAUAAGGCUCGGAAAGUGUGGGAAAUCAGUGAGAAACUUGUUGGUUUGGCCUAAUAAAGAACCUUGAGGUCCUUGUCGACUUAACUUUGCUGUGGGGAAGGAUGAUAUCAGAGAGACUGUAUCCAGUCUUGAGUGUGGAGUUUGGACUCGAAGGAUGUGUUGUUGUGAACAAUUUUAUCUUGUAGAAGUAGAUUACUUCUUGCAAUUACCAUAAAAAUCACUCUAGUUGCGAUCA